AUAAAUGUAAAUAUGAAGUUGGUCCGUGGAGUGAAUGUGAUAUCACCACGGAUACCAUAAAGAUGACUAUGACCUUGAAAUCAGGAGAAAUGAAAGAAUGUCCUUCAACAAAAAUAUUAACCAAGAAGUGUAAAAAACCUUGUAAAUACACCACAGGAAAGUAUGGACCGUGUGUAAAUGGAUUUACAGAAAGAGUUGAUAAAUUAAAGAAAAAAAGCAGAGAUAUGUGUGAACCAGUACGAACAUUGACCAAAAAAUGUCGUGGACGGAAUAAAAUAAAGAAAAUAAAAGGAGGCUGUAUAUAUGACAAGGGAUCUUGGGAAAACUGUGAUCCUGUCACGAAUAAAAGAGCAAAGGUCAAAUCAUUGAAAUCUGGUAACCCUAAAAAAUGUAAAGCUGAGAAAAAAGUUUAUAGAUCUUGCGUAAGAGCUAAUGGUCAAGAUCGUUGCUUCUUUGGUGUGUGGGGAGACUGGUCAGAUUGUCAGAAUGGCGUACAGAAGAAACAAAGACAAGUUGUACAGGGUGGAGUUGAUUGUCAGAAGCGAGCAGUAAAAACACGACCAUGUUCAUGAUUAAACAGUAUAAAAUCAUAAUCAUGUUCAUGAUUAAACACUUUAUAAACAGGUUCAUGAUUAAAUUCCAUAAAAUAUGUAACAAUAUUGUUUUAACACUGUAAAAUAAGUUGCCUUAUCAUGAUUUUUUCACAAUAAAAAGAUAAUGAACAUAUUACCAUAUUCAUGUAUAACUUAUUAAAUGUAUUAAUAUUUAUGAUCAAAAGCUUUUAAAAUCUUGAAUUAAAUUUUGUCAUUCAUUAAGGAAAUCAUUGAGCCAAAAGCUUGGGCAGGCUGUUUCCAGUAGCAAAUCUACUGCGUCUCCUGCCCAUUUAUUCAUGAAUUGUCAAGUUGACUUUGAACAUUUUCAAUGGUUUACAUGAUAAAGAAGUGUCAAUUUUGCUUUCAACAUUUUCAAUAUACUAUCAAAUUACAGAGAGGCAAGAUAUAACUUGUGUCUGUCAAUAGUUUAU
Molecule: messenger RNA, 1024 nt
Organism: Mytilus trossulus (common blue mussel)
Lineage: Eukaryota; Metazoa; Mollusca; Bivalvia; Mytilida; Mytilidae
Exons: 4
Coding region: 63-572 (169 amino acids)
Biological process (GO): mesoderm morphogenesis
Cellular component (GO): extracellular region
Molecular function (GO): growth factor activity; heparin binding
Source: RefSeq, a predicted model, not a curated record